Messenger RNA from Mauremys reevesii (Reeves's turtle), 492 nucleotides. RefSeq lists its product as uncharacterized. The record is from RefSeq and is a predicted model, not a curated record. Bases 1 to 492 code for a protein of 163 amino acids. The transcript has a single exon. NCBI's taxonomy places the organism in Eukaryota, Metazoa, Chordata, Testudines, Geoemydidae.
AUGGACAAGUUAUUACACCCCCAUACCAGUUAUGCUGCAGCCUACUUGUAUGAUUUGGUGAUUCAUACCCCAGACUGGGAGACCCACUUGGAAAAAGUGGGGGCGGUCCUUGAUACCUUCCGGCGAGCUGACCUUAUGGCGAACCCUGUUAAGUGCGCUGUAGGGUUCACGGAGGCCAAAUAUCUUGGCUACAUGGUAGGAAAAGGUCUGGUAAAACCCCAACUGAAUAAGUUAGAAGCCAUCCAAAAUUGGUCUCAGCCGAGUCGUAAGAAGCAGGUCCGAGCAUUUCUAGGGGUGGUGGGGUAUUACCGGCGUUUCAUCCCCCAUUUUGCUACAAGGGCAAGUCCCCUAACGGACUUAGUGAAGGCCUGUGGUCCUGAUCCAGUCAGAUGGUCCGAUGCAGCAGAAAGGGCAUUCGCGGACUUAUGGAAUGCCCUCUGCAGUAACCCCGUACUGAUAGCCCCAGAUUUCAACAAGGACUUUAUCCUAUAG